GUCCUUAACUGUUAUUGUCCACAUGAAAGUGAAGUCUCAACGUCUUUCCACAGGUCAACAACAGUCCAUUUAAAACCAAUGGAGCGUGUAUGACACAUCAAUACGAUGUAGCAGUUGGAGACAGUAAAAACAGUUUACUUUUCACACAGAGCUGAUAAAAGUGAGACACAUUCAGAGAGUUGCACCUUUAGAUGGGUGUGGAGACACUCAGGAUCUGCCUACAAAAGCACAGCGGCUUCUUACCUACUUGUAUACAGUUGCACGAGUAAACCAACGCCACGAUGCUGACUUCUAUCCAGCUGAUGAUUUUGCUUUUUUGGACGAGCAUUAGCUCAGCUGAUGCAGAGAAACUUUUCCAUAAUCGGGAUCAUUCUGAUGUGCAGACCCUUGAUUCUCACCAAGCUGAGGUUAUAACAGACAAGUACACAGCCGAGUUAUUUCUCUCUAAAUAUGGAUUCAUUAAGCCAGUGAACUGGGACGAGAUCCAGUUUGAAGAUUCAGACACCUCUUUUACUGAUGACUUCCUGGAUGGCCUUGAAGACACGAUCCAGGAAGGAACCUUGGUGCAUCACUCAAGGGAUGCUGGUGAUCAAGGUGAUCGCAACAGUCUAACUGAGAGCGAAGCGUUUAUUUCAGCACUUAAAGAGUUUCAGAGGGUAUCGGGCCUGCCUGCCACAGGGGUGUUUGACGAGGCCACUAAACAGGCAAUGAACAAACCAAGGUGUGGAGUCCCCGACAAGGAGAUUGACCUGGACACCCCUGUAGCACCUGAGAACAGCAGUGCCUCAGAUAUUGAAAACAGUUCCAGCAACACUUUCAUUGAGACUGAAAGUAAUAACACAGCCAGUAAUAUAACCACUGAUACUUAUUUUGGUAGUCUUAACUCCUUUGAAGAUGACAUAUUCAAUGGAAAUGACACAGAAAGUAUUCUAACAGGCAUUUCUAAUUACACCAGCAUGAAUUACUCAGACUUCUAUGAUCCUUUUUUAAAUAACACUUCUUCAAAUAGCUCACAUUACAUCACCAUGGAUGGUCAAGUGGUAAAUAUCAGCGUGAGCACCCAUCAGAGCGAAGCAGUGCGACGCAGGAAACGUCACCUCGCCGCACUUGUGUCCAAAAGCAGACGCAAGAGAGAUUUGAGUGAAACGGGCUACAUGGCCUUCUCUAAGAGGAUGUUAAAAUGGAGGCUGAUAGGAGAAGGUUACAGCAGCCAGCUGUCCAUAGAAGACCAGAGGUACAUCUUCAGACUGGCCUUCAGGAUGUGGAGCGAGGUGUCUCCGCUGGAGUUUGUGGAGGAUACACGUUCCCCGCUGGAGGAUGUUGAUAUCAGGCUGGGCUUUGGCACAGGAAGGCAUCUGGGCUGCAAUCAGAGGUUUGAUGGCACUGGUCAAGAAUUCGCCCACGCCUGGUUCCUGGGUGAUAUACACUUUGAUGACGACGAACAUUUCACUGCUCCCAAUGCUGGCAGUGGGAUCAGCCUUCUCAAAGUAGCAGUUCAUGAGAUCGGCCACGUUUUGGGUCUACCCCACAUCUACAGAGCUGGCUCUAUAAUGCAGCCGAGCUAUCUGCCCCAGGAGACAGGCUUUGAGAUGGACUGGAUGGACAGGAAGGCCAUACAGCACCUCUAUGGGGCCUGUAAGGGUCGAUUCAACACAGCAUUUGAUUGGAUCAGGAAGGAGAGGACGCCCUACGGAGAGGUUGUCAUCCGCUUUAACACCUAUUUCAUGAGAGACGGAUGGUACUGGCUAUAUGAGAACAGACACAACCGGACACGCUUUGGGGAUCCAGUUGCACUGCAGGCUGGCUGGCGUGGGAUUCCCGUGGAUGGAGUGGAUGCCUAUGUGCAUGUGUGGUCCAGAAAAAGAGACGCUGUGUACUUCUUUAAAGGUGCUCAGUUCUGGAGGUAUGACACUGAGAAUGACCAGGCUUAUAGACAGGACCCUGAAGGUCACCACUAUCCAAGGUUAAUCUCUGAAGGUUUCCCAGGGGUGUUCAGUCCCAUUGACACAGCCUUUUAUGACAGGAGGGACUCUCGCAUCUACUUCUUCAGAGGCACUCUUGUGUAUGCAUUCGACGUGGAAGCCAACAGCUUGGCAAGAGGCUUCCCCAAAAACAUCAGAGAUGUUUUCCCUCCAGUGGUGAGUGGGGACCAUCCAGAUGGCAACAUUGACGCUGCCUACUUCUCCUACACCCACAAUGCCAUCUUUCUACUCAAGGGCACACACUUCUGGCAGGUGGUGGGCAGCCGCGAACGCUGGCGCCGGCCCUUUCUGCCGCAAAAUGGCCUGCUGCCACACAAGGAGGUGGAUCAACACUGGUUCGACAUCUGCAACGUUCAUCCCACUGCACUCAAACUAACUCGCUGAGUUUGCUGAAGCAGAGACUCAUUAAACCGUACUGAUGUGUACUGAUGGGGUCUACUGAUUCACCUGUUAUAUGUUUACGUGUUGUCAUAUGUGUGUAGCAUCCAUUGUCUAACUUUUUAAUGUUUAUAAUUUAAGAUCUUAAAGACAAAAAUAACUGAAUAUUUUUGUUGGCUUACUUUUUAAUGAGGUGUGUUAUUAAUAUAUCAGCUGCUCUGUCUGUCUCUCACUUAGAGGUGCCAAAUGCAUACUGGCAUGAAAACAAUCCCAAAGGACCUCCUAUGAUUAAGAUAUUUAGAGAGUCAGGGAGAAUAUACUUAUUUAUAGAUAGUUCACUCAUGCUUUAUACAGACACCUCAUUUUACUUACACUGUGGAGAAAAUGCUAUCAAAUGGCACACUUACAAAGAAAAGGGGAUGUUCAUGCAAAAACAGGAAAUAAUUUCAUACCUCUCAAUCUCCCAGUCGCCAGAAGAAAAUGUUGGCAUUGUAUGUUUCUGGAAAUCACAAAUGUGUUUCAUUGGCAUGCCCCAUACAUAUUAUAUCUAAAAUGUUUCUAAAAUGAUGUAUAUAAAAGCUGAUUUUGUCAUCAAGAGGUGGAAGGGAUGGUGGAUGGUGUGUCACCAAAGUCAGAUGCCUGCCAAGCUGAAGACCACUGCAGGCCACCAUUCGAGACCAACAAACAACAAAACCAGUUGUU
Molecule: messenger RNA, 3062 nt
Organism: Epinephelus lanceolatus (giant grouper)
Lineage: Eukaryota; Metazoa; Chordata; Actinopteri; Perciformes; Serranidae
Source: RefSeq, a predicted model, not a curated record